Molecule: messenger RNA, 610 nt
Organism: Drosophila mauritiana
Lineage: Eukaryota; Metazoa; Arthropoda; Insecta; Diptera; Drosophilidae
Exons: 1
Coding region: 92-421 (109 amino acids)
Source: RefSeq, a predicted model, not a curated record
GGAGCAAUAAACGAAUCUCAGUAGUCUUUCCGGCGUACAUCCCAAAUACUUGGGAUUACAAAAUUAUCCAAAUUUGUCACACUUUUGAGCCAUGAUCAAUAUUCUUAGGACACUGACAGGCAGAGGUCUUCACCUCACCAGGAGACUUCAUCGACGAACUCAAAUCUGCCAGAAACCCGGAGUCUUUGUCCAUCCGGAGCUGCGUCGCACCAUUCCCCUCGUCUACUUCAGAAAAGGGGAACUGCCACCUAAGGCGAAUAAAGAAGUCCCUCCCAAACGGCAGUGCGAAGUAUCUCAUUUGGAGAUGAAUCGAAAGAGCACGGAGGCCUUCGAUCAGUUUUGUAAAAGACAACGCCAAUGCUUUUCCAGCACCUACCAGUGGGCAGAGUUCCGGCGAAAGAUGAUCUACGGCAGUUACUAGAGUGAAGCCAACCAAAAAGGACCAAAUCCAGUGAAAGACUCCUCCUUACACAUUAGCCCCUGCAUUGUGGCUUAAAAAGUGUUUUGUUUUGAUCUAAUUCAAAGGCUUUAUAAGCCACAAUGCACUGCAGUCUGAAAUGCAUAGUUACAUAGUUACAAGCAAUAAAACAGGUUAAAAUUGGAAACUGCA